GCGACAGAGCGCGCACUCUCACUUCCUGUUUCCGGUCCCCAUUCAACAUGAAUCCUCUGACCAAAGUGCGUCUGAUAAACGAGCUGAACGAGCGAGAGGCCAACCUCGGGGUGAAGGAGACGGUGUCCUGGCACUCGGAGUACUCGGACAGCGCUUGGAUCUUCGUCGGAGGGCUGCCGUACGAGCUCAGCGAAGGCGACAUCAUCUGUGUGUUCUCGCAAUAUGGAGAGGUGGUGAACAUAAACUUGGUUCGGGACAAAAAAACGGGGAAGUCCAAAGGUUUCUGCUUCAUCUGCUACGAGGACCAGAGGAGCACCAUUUUAGCCGUGGACAACUUCAACGGGAUCAAGAUCAAAGGACGCACGAUCCGCGUGGACCACGUGAAGGACUACAAACCGCCCAAAGACCACGAGGACAUCGAUGACAUCACGAGGAACCUGAGAGUGCAGGGCUGUGCGCCGAGCGUGCAGCAGGGGGCGGAGUCUGAAGAGGAGCAGGAGGAGCCACUGCCGCUGAAGAAGAGCAAGAAAGACAAAAAAGAGAAGAAAAAGAAGAAAGAAAAGAAAAAGAAAAAAGAGAGAGAGCAGCGUUCAGCGAGCUCCUCCCCAUCACCUGCUCCUGCUCGCCCCGGGGCAGGUGCGACAGGAGCGACAGGAGCGACAGGAGGUGUCAGAGUGAAGGACGAGAGACACGACGCGGGAUACGACAAAUACAGACACUCGCACGAACAACAGGGGGCGCUACGGAGCAGAGAGGAGGAGAGAGAGAGGGAGAGAACACAACGCAGAGGAGAGGAAGGGAGGAGGGUGGAGACGAGGAGAGAGGAGGGGAGGAGAGAGGAGGGGAGGAGAGAGGAAGGGAGGAGAGAGGAGGGAAGGAGAGAGGAAGGGAGGAGAGAGGAAGGGAGGAGAGAGGAAGGGAGGAGAGAGGAGGGAAGGAGAGAGGAGGGAAGAAGGGAGGAAGGACGGAGAGAGGAGAGGGAUAGAGAGAGGAAUUAUGAACCUGACAGACAUAGAGACAGGAGCAGAGAGCGAUACAGGGAGGACAGAAGGAGGGAGGAGACAAAGAGAGAUGAGACGGGGAGAGAGGAAGGGAGGAGA
Periophthalmus magnuspinnatus is the source of this 1100-nucleotide messenger RNA. It is a transcript of the gene rbmx2, whose product is annotated as RNA binding motif protein X-linked 2. Gene Ontology annotation, biological process: mRNA splicing, via spliceosome. Lineage: Eukaryota; Metazoa; Chordata; Actinopteri; Gobiiformes; Gobiidae. Gene Ontology annotation, molecular function: RNA binding. Gene Ontology annotation, cellular component: U2 snRNP; catalytic step 2 spliceosome; precatalytic spliceosome. The annotation marks the transcript as partial. The transcript is spliced from 7 exons. The record is from RefSeq and is a predicted model, not a curated record.